This is a messenger RNA of Talaromyces stipitatus ATCC 10500, 603 nucleotides long. RefSeq lists its product as uncharacterized. The transcript has 2 exons. NCBI's taxonomy places the organism in Eukaryota, Fungi, Ascomycota, Eurotiomycetes, Eurotiales, Trichocomaceae. Gene Ontology annotation, biological process: positive regulation of transcription by RNA polymerase II. Gene Ontology annotation, cellular component: nucleus. Gene Ontology annotation, molecular function: DNA-binding transcription factor activity; transcription cis-regulatory region binding. The coding region runs from base 1 to 603 and encodes 200 amino acids. The record is from RefSeq and is a predicted model, not a curated record.
AUGUUGUAUUCUCUUUCUCCAACAUCUGAUAAAGCAGAGAUUAUUGGCUCACUGGGCUUCUCCCUGGAGCUGCUUGACGUGAUUCAUAGAAUAAAUUUCCUCCGCGAUAAUUUACCCCGCCGAACAUACACUACAGAGUUUGAUGAUCUGGAGGCCCAGCUGCUACGCUUGACUCAGCAUGCAAACAUAGAAAAGUUCAGCAAAGACCAGGAUCAGAUAGCCCGGAUCCUAAGCACAGCUGAGUUUUAUCGCAUAGCCGCCUUGAUUUACCUUCUUCGAGUGAUUCCUGGGCCUGAGAAUGCAAAGCGCAGAUCUUCUUACGUGAUUCAAGGCUUUGAAGUGUUGAGAUCAUUGCCUAUUUGUACCAGUCCCUGGCCCCUAUUCGUUCUGGCUUGUGAGACACAGUCAGAUGAACAAAGGAUUGAGAUUCUACACACUUUAGACCAGAUGGAUCAGAAUCGAAAAAUCGGCAACGUUUUUGUCAUCAGAAAUAUCAUCGAGACAUUAUGGAAACAGCAAGAUCUUCAAGCUGAUGUGGAUAACUCGAAGUUCAAGUGGUGGGAAACAGGGGCACUCAACAGCAACACGCCUUGGUUUAUCUGA